AUGUCGUUUUCAUCAGUGAUAAUUCUCAUUUGCUCAAUUGCUGGUACGUUCGCAGCAAAUGAAUGUCCGAAGAUUGUCACGCAAAAGAAUUUUGACAUUAACAAGUAUUUUGGUUUUUGGUAUGAAGCAUAUCGAAAUGAAAAUUUGUUCGAAAUUGGCUACACUUGUUCUAAUGCAACAUACACAAAAAAUGAUGAUGGAUCAGUAGGUGUAUGGAAUCAAGCUCACAAUGCUGUUGGCACAUAUGAGAGUAUUAAGGGCACUGCUAGAGUUAAAAAUGCCUCAGAACCUGCAGCUUUCGAGCUUGACUUUCCCAAACCCAUUCCAAAAGGUGACUACAAUGUUAUUAUUUCAAAUUAUAUCGAUUAUUCGCUCGUGUACUCUUGUAAUAUUAUACCAUUUUUCAAUGUUAAAUAUGAAUUAAUUUGGAUUCUAUCACGAGCGAAAACAAUAACACCAUCGAUAUUCAAUGAGCUAAAAACAAUUCUAGUAAACAUGGGUGCUGAUGUGUCAAGUCUCCAACCAACAUUACAGAAUUGCUAA
This is a messenger RNA of Rotaria sp. Silwood2, 543 nucleotides long. NCBI's taxonomy places the organism in Eukaryota, Metazoa, Rotifera, Eurotatoria, Philodinida, Philodinidae. The record is from the annotation of a GenBank genome assembly.